This is a messenger RNA of Marchantia polymorpha subsp. ruderalis, 1622 nucleotides long. The record is from the annotation of a GenBank genome assembly. Lineage: Eukaryota; Viridiplantae; Streptophyta; Marchantiopsida; Marchantiales; Marchantiaceae.
GGGGAGCGUUAUGAACAAGAUCCGACAGCGACAGGGGCGCGCGGUUUGGCCCCGCACGCGUUCAGACCGCGGCUGUAAUCGACGACAAUGAGGCAGGAAUUGCACUCGUCGAUGAUCGGCGUCAAUUGUUGGGCUGAUUGGGGCAGCUGACCCUUUUGAUGCGGUGACAGUGCAAUUUUCUUGUUGUUCGUUUGAGCUGCGAGAGACGUAGCUCGUGGAUGAAGAAAUCUUGCGAUGGUGAAAGCCAAGAAAGACGAAGGCGCUGUGUCCGCCGAAGAGCAAUUGCUUGCCCUUGAGAGCAAACGUUUGAAAGAACUCGCAGUUUCCAGAGGAUUACUCGCCCGGUCGAAAGCCAAUGCUCCGGCUCCCCUUGUUCCCACCAAGACUAUCCGCAAGUGCAAUGGAAAGGACAUUGUUAAGAAGGGGAACAGGAAGACCAAAUAUCUCUUUGCUUUUCCUGGACUUGUGGCACCUGUCUCGGGUGGAAAGUUUGGGGACCUUACGCAUUUGGACUCCAGGAAUCCCAUAUUGUACGUCGAUUUUCCUCAUGGCCGGUUGAAGCUGUUUGGAACUAUCGUCUAUCCGAAGAACAAAUACCUCACGAUGCAUUUUGUCCCAGGAAGGGGAGAUAUUGUAUGCGAAGAUUAUUUUGAAAGUCUGGUGGUCUUCCCUGAGUCAUGGUGGAUUGGAACGAAAGAGGAGAACCCAGAAGAACUACGUUUACCAUUUCCCUCGGACCUUCAACAGGUCAAGCAUGCAGACUUUGACUUCAAUGCAGGUGCAGGACGGGUAGACGAAACCUCGACCAACCGAGUGGUAAAAGCUGACUCUACCAAGAAUGAUCCAAGCUCUCCUGUUCUACAAUUUGCUGUGGACAACUUGGACGAACCCGGAUUACCAGAGGUAACUGCGAACGAGAAACCAGUGAGUGUCCGGCAAUCUGCACGCAACUCCGGGAAGAAGACAAGGUACGCUUUGUCAUCAUCUGACAACAGUGAAGAAGGCAGCGAGGGUGCUAGUGAAUCCUCAGAUUAUAAAAGGAGUACAAGAGACCAUGGAGCGAAGAAGACUAUAGUCGCUGAGGAGAUCGUGGAGACAUUAUUUGAGUCGACCAGUGCGGAGCAGCUCUCGUCUGCUAAAGCACCCAGGGCUGUUUUGAAGCAGGGCACACUCACAGGAUACUUAUCUAAGAAGACUGAAGUUGUACAUAUCACAGACAGUCCUGACUUGUCUCAAAAACGACGACAAGGUCAGAAGAAGACAACACCAGUAACCAGGAAGAGACGUCAAUCGAUAACUGAGAUCAGUAGUGACAGCAAUGAAGAAGAUAUGAGUACUCCAACUGAUGACAGUGACUGAUCUCUUCAUUCGUGGAAUGAGAGUUUUGGUCACGAUAAGUGCAAGGCUAGACACACAUCAUGUUCACCUAGAGGUUAAUCCGGAUUACUCUAGAAUUUAUCGGCAUACGUGGGAUGUUAGUGAACAUUCAUUCAAUAAUGUAUCCAACAUAUAUCAAGUCGUCUCGUACUGAUCUCCCUGCUGCAGCUAGUUUUUGAGUGGCUGGUUGUGUACAAUUGCCGAACCAUGGCAAAGUUGGAAUGAAUUUACACCUUUCUUACCCU